AUAUGGAGUAUGCAUUAUUGAAAUGCCAAAAUGGAAAGCCCUGUAGUAAAGAAGUAAGAACUAGUGAUUCAACAACUGGAUUGUGGAGGCAUUUAAGAAGCCACCAUGGAUACUCUAAAGAUGGUGAACCGCCUACACUUGAAGUUUUAACAUCAAAGCCGCACAAUAUAGUUGAACAAGCUAUCCGUGACUAUGCUAUUACUGAACUUAUUAUAGCCCAAAAUUUGCCACUUUCAUUUGUUGAAGGUAAAAUGUUUAAACGGUUCACAAAAAUAAUUGAUUCUCGAUGGACUGUGCCAAGUAAAGAGAAGAUUAAGAAUCUGAUUGAUGAUGGAUUUAAAAGAAUUUUAUGGGCCCGAAUGCUUGAACUCAAGCCAUAUAUUGAGAUACUUUUAAGUUUGCUUACUGUUCAACCAGAAGCUGAUGCAGUUGCUGAUGGGAAGCGUCUAAAAGAAAUAAUGAUUACUGAAAGCAGCUCAUAUCCGACAAUGAGUAUUAUUUACCCAACUAUUAUUUCUCUUCGAAAUGUAUUACUAAAACUAUUUAAAAAUGAAGUUAUUAGUGAUUUUAUUUUAGAUAACACUAGUUCAAAAAACUCUCCUACCUUAUUUAAUGAUGAGGCCAUAUUUAGUGAUAAGGAUUUAUCAGAUAUGGAUGAAGAGCUAGAAGAAUUAAAACUCCCAUCUAACACUAAUAAUCUAACUAAUCUUAUUAAAAAAACCAUGGCUAGUUUAUUUGAAAAAUAUUACAAG
This is a messenger RNA of Dentiscutata erythropus, 752 nucleotides long. The record is from the annotation of a GenBank genome assembly. Lineage: Eukaryota; Fungi; Glomeromycota; Glomeromycetes; Diversisporales; Gigasporaceae.